Messenger RNA from Pangasianodon hypophthalmus (striped catfish), 6267 nucleotides. Its product is annotated as CD276 antigen homolog. Gene Ontology annotation, cellular component: external side of plasma membrane. The coding region runs from base 4040 to 4690 and encodes 216 amino acids. The transcript has 5 exons. Lineage: Eukaryota; Metazoa; Chordata; Actinopteri; Siluriformes; Pangasiidae. The record is from RefSeq and is a predicted model, not a curated record. Gene Ontology annotation, biological process: positive regulation of T cell proliferation; cellular response to lipopolysaccharide; immune response.
UAUGGGGGGGCCCAAGGGAAAAAAGUUGGGAACCACUGGCCUAGGGCCAGGGACUUGGAGGUGGGGCCUCCAUUACCGUAACAAACCUAUACACUCAUUCACCAAUCAAGAUGGGAAGCGUAAGACCAGGCUUUUUGUCCAUAGGAUAUAAAAUAACUGUCACUCAGCUGAAGUGGAACCACCAGUUAAUGCAUGAAGAGACUGUGUACAGUGAUGAACAAAAUCCAGCUCUUCUGCACACUGCCUGAUGGCACCGAAACAAAUGCUAGCACAAAGCGAUGCCCUCAUGGAAUCUGACCUAAUGGCCCGAGGUCCAUACCAGUUCUUUGGAAGGGAUCAUGAUUAAUGGUCAUUGGCGCUUUUGGGGAUUUCAUGAGGUUUUGUUACUCAGUUUGUUGAUUAGAGGCUGCUGAGCAGUCGUAGCUUUUUUUUUGUAUAAAAAGAAAUGUGCAUAAAAUCCAACAAAAUCACUGUGAAAUGUCUGAAUUCUUAGGAAUUUCUUUAUUCAUAUUUAUAAUAUUCCAGAGUGAAAACUUUCUGUGAAGUUUGAAGAAGAUUUAUUAAAAAUAAUAAAUGCUAAUAAGCAACCUGAAUAUGUAGCUGUCACUGCCUUCUUCAGUGAAACUGAGCUAGCUAGUGGACCUGAUUUUGGAAAAGCCUUUUGAUGAUCUUACUGAUUGUUACAUGUCCCUUUUUAUGUCUAGGGAUUUUGAGGCAGUAACAUGAGGAAGAGAGGUGACACUUGAUGGGAAAGGAGGGACACAGGCAAAAACCUUUUAGAAAAAAAAAACUUAUUUUACUGUGCACUGUCACAGGUAGAUAUUACAGUAUGUACCCAGGGGUUCAAUACAAAGGUAGUAGGGGAAAAGAAAACUAUAUACAAGUAAAGAUGUGUAAGGACUAUACAAAAACUAUUAAAAAAAAAAUAGCCAGGAAUAUAUAUACACAAUACCCAACCAGGUGACACAGGUGGACUCACAGACGGUCCCAAAUAAAAGAACAAAAAAGAAACUAACUCCUAACCUGUCUAGCCAAAGCUAACUGGAACAAAAGUACAGCGGGUGGCACACGUCUCUAACCUGAUGCCUCUAGACAGAGUAGUGUUCCUAUCAUGAUAAUGUAAAGACACGGGCAGAACUAACCGUCCACACAGAGGGGAAAACAGAACCGACUAGAGAAUAAUACUUAAUACUUUCUCUAGGAGCAAAGCAAGACUACACCAUGAACAACAACUCCCAAAAUCCUCCCCUCCUCCACUUUUAUAGCAAGAGCUCCACUUCCUUUGGCGGAAACCACAACUUAGUUCUAGUCACUAGUCACUGACUGAGGCACCAGCUAUAAGUGAAUCAGGGAAAGGAGAGAAAACAAAGAGGAAGGAAAAAAAAAGGUAACAGUACGUGGCAAAAGCAACAGAUGAAACUAAUAACAGAACACACACACAAUGAGAGAGAGAGAAUUUUUUUUUUCUAAUCUUCAGCGGUCCAGUUUGGGUGAGGUUGUGCUCAUGAGAGCCUCAGAUUCCUGUUCUUGGCUGACAGGAGAGGAACCCAGUGUGGUCUUCUGCUGUUGUAGCAUUCUGAGACUGUGAUUAUUUGAGUCACUAUAGACUUCCUGUCAGCUCAGACCAGUCUGUCAUUCUCCUCUGAUCUCUCUCCUCACCAAGGUGUUUCAGCCUGCAGACCCUCCACACACAGGAUGUUUUUUUGGUUUUUUAUUGCCACUCACUGGAUGGUUUUUUUUUUUCCUUAAUUGCACCGUUCUGUGAGUUCUAGAGAUUGUUGUGUGUGAAAAUCCCAGGAGAUCAGCAAUUAUAGUCAAUCUGUCACCAACCAUCAUGCCAUGAUCAAAAUCACUGAGAUCACACUUUUUCCCCGUUCUGAUGGUUGAUGUGAGCGUUACCUGAAGCCGAUGGCCCGUACCUGCAUGAUUUUCUGCACUUAGAUACACUUUAAUAACAGACACCUGGGAAAAACACUGGCCACCACUGACUGACUAACUCCAGCUCAGCAAACAUUUUAGUGUUAAUGUUAGGGAACAUCAUCAAAGUGCAGGAAAAAAAGAAAACUGAAGUGUUUGACAUUACCAACCAGCUGAUUUCAGUUCAUUUAAAUGUUAUUUGUACAGUGUUUUUAACAAUAGACAUUGUCACAAAACAUCUUUACAGAAAUCUGAUUGUAGAUUUAGAUCCUACCCAGAUAGCAAAGGGACGUUAUUUAACAUUGAAUCACCGUCAGUCAGAUAACAUAGACGUGUUAAAUCAGUGUUGAUUUCUGAUGAUCUGAUUCACUGCCACAAUACACACACUGCUCACUGUUGAAUCAACUGCAUUUAGUCCAUUAUCAAAACACUGAAUUAUAAUCUAAUAAAUCUGCUAAACUGAACCACUAAACUGAAUUCUAGGUGACUCUUAAUGUGGACACUUCCAUGCGUUCUGUUGCAGUACUGUGUUAAAAUUGCUUUGCUUUGUUUGUUUGUUUGCUUCAUUGCUUACUUGUCAUGGUCAAGGUCUUUUCUUUUUCUCUCUAACACACACACACACACACACACACACGCACAUCUGGUAAAUAAUUUGCUCAGCUUUGUAUUCUUGUCUUGUUAUGGUUAUUAAUUCUAACUUCUAAAUUCUUAUAGUUUUUCCAUUGCACAUGGCUCUCUUAGUUUCUAAUCUGUGAUUGUGUCGUUCAGCUUCUGUGAUUUAGUUUUUGUCCAUAAGGCCUGACGUUGCCUCUCUGUUAUAGUAGCUAGUUUUGCGUUUUAUCAGCCUUGCUUGUUUCUGGUUGGAGCAGUUGUAGAUUGUCAUGGUGUAGGCAUUAAGUCCCAACAAUGGUUCAAACCCCGGGGCUCCACUACCCAGUUCACUCCUGCAUGUAGAGCAAUGCAUGUAGUGCUUGUGGUCCUGUUUUGUGUGUUUUUAAGUGUACAGGUUCCCCAGAAGGGGUUUGUUCUAAUCUGUUAGAUGGGAUUCACCAGCAUGCAGUGCGUCUCUGCUUUAAAGAUAGCUUCCUCUCAUUUGUUUAAAUUGCUUGACACACAACACACACACCACUCAAUCUUCACUCCAGACAACAUCCCGACAUUACUGACUACUGAUAUGAGCCGUCUAAUGCUAUAGUUUUGCGUUCUGUAUUAAACGUAGUCUUUGGCAAUAGCAAACUCCACCUGCUGCCUCCCUCUUGUUGUGGUCCAGGCGGAGAGCGUAACAGUGAGCUAUAGAUUUUUCUGACAGAAAUCCUUUUGCUAUAAUGUGUUGAUGCUAAAUGUGUUCCUAUUGUGGGAAUACAAAGAGCUAUUCUUUCUCAACAUGUAUAGUUUCUGCCACUCUUGUUCCUUUAUUUAUAAGUCAAAUGAACCAAGAUACUGUAACUAUCACCUUUUUGUAACUGUUGCUCCUUUCAUAUCCUUUGAACUGGGUACCAUUGUUUGUGUUCCUCAAUACCUGAAUGUACCCCCACAGGUGUGGAUUUUUCUUUGUUUCUAUGAUAAUGAACUGUCUGAGUAGGAUAGUUAUGUUGAUUGAAUUAAGACCAGUGAAACGGGGCGGGUGCCCAGAACUGUCUACUUCAUUUGCAUGCUUAGGAUCGCCACCCUAGUGCUUUGCCUUCAUCUCUAGGCACUGCCCCUAAAUGUAUAUAAUCUACAGUGUAUCACUGCCUUAGUCAGACUUGAUGACUGCAGCGACCGACCAGCUUGUUCUCAGUAAAGAAUCCUGCUGAAGAGAACCCAAGUCUCCUGGUCUUCACUCAAAAAGUUUUGAACACUAUUAAACGGUUCUCCUCAGGGCUGGAUAUUCUGACGUAUUUGAUGCUGCUGAAACUGGUGGUGAUUUACAGUGACAUGACUUCGGCCAUCUUGCCUUGAAUGCAAACCUUUGUGUUUAAUAUGUUUGUUAAAAUAUAAUAUUAUAUUAUAUAAUUAGAUAAUAUUUGUUUGUUGUAGAAAAUGUGCACACAAUGAGGGCACAAUGGACAUCAUGACCUCUUUUUCUUAAUUUCUUACACUGGGGGAAAACGUGCAUCUCGGCACCUGCUGUUUUUACUGUAUGCAUAUUCUACUGAAUAUUCCUAAAGAUGGCAAUUCUCCAAUUAGAAACGCUCAUUUUAAACAGGAAAUUUCCACACACUCCUCCAGACAGUAUCAGGGCAUCAUGACCUCCGUUUUUUCCAUUUGCAUCGUAUUGGGCACCAUGUGUGUGAGCCUCCUCUCUGCAGAAGCUGAGAUCACUGUAUCUGGCCAAGUGGGGUCUACACCUGUCCUGCCGUGUGAACUGCAGAGUGUAGGCACUGAAACACCGUAUAUUUGGUGGAUCACUGAAUCUAAGACUGUGUUUGAGCGAUUGGGUGAGGAGAGCUAUCAGGGUGAGGGAUAUGAGGGCCGUGUGGACGUCCCUGAGGAAGAGCUGCGUAAGGGGAACUGUUCCUUGGUGUUGCGCAAUCUGACACUUACUGAUGCAGGUGUCUACACGAGCUACCAGAUAGUGAGACGCACCAAGAGAUCUGCCUCUGUCAUUCCAAAAACAGACGAGAUCAGCCGUGUUAAUCUCUCAGUCCAGGUUUCCCCUCUUAAAGAAACAAACAGAAAUAUUUCACCCGCUCCCACAGGUGAUGCAGGAAUGAAGAUUCCUCACCCACUGAUCAUGGUCUUGACCCUCAUCUCACGUUUACUCCUCCAGCUCGUCUAUGAAGAAACAUGAGUGUGACCUACAGCUUUGCACAGGACUCUGUGUUUCAAUCCCACACCUACCGAAAAAAAAGCUGCUUUUAAAUUACACACGGCAAUUCUGUGGUGCUGACCAAUCAGGACUCAGGAGGCAUAACUAAGGGUUUCUGUGUUCUAGCAGAUAUUAUAGCAGUAUUUGUUAGGAAGGUUAAUGUCUCCUGUCAGAAGGUUACAGCCAGUAGCUGACUGGACUAAAAAUAUUAUUUAUUAAGCAUUAAAGCACAAUUUGCACUGCUGUUAUGGUAAAAUAGUGAGUGAUGUGAAGCGAGUUGCCAAUGAUUACAAUGUUUGCAAGUUUACAAUUUUUUAAAAAAUCUCUCCUUAUGGCAAACUUCACCAUAUCAAUGAUUACACGUUUUUUAAUCCGUUAAUGUGGAGCAUCUGCCAUACAAGGCCCUGUGAAUGAGCUGUUACUAUAGAAACGAUAUGUAUUACAGUGAGGAAGUAUCAAAGUACAAGUAUAAAAUUAGUGUAACAGUAUGAAAUAGUGAUUUUUAUUUUUCCCCAUAUGCUGCCUGUGUCUCCCUAAACAAUAUUUCCUAUGUAUGUCUUUAAUUUCUCCUUGUUCUUGUUUCUAUACAAGUAGUGACAAUCCUGACAGACACCUCUCAUGUUUACUUGGGGACCAGGUGAAAGAGGGUGUCCUGUGUGAGUCUUGUCUGCAAGUGAAGUGAAGUGUACUGUAGUGUGCACACACCUUCAACACCAAACAACUGAUCACAACGAUUCAAGUCAUGUAGGGUGGAAUGGUCAGCGAUUCAGACAUACUGAAGGUCCUGUCGUGUGCACUCAGCAUUAGUGUGACUGGACUUUGUUUCAGAAUUGUACUUGAGCAGGAUUUUGUUCCGGACAAACCAGUUUGUUCUUCUCAUAGUGUGCCGUAUCAAACGAUUUCCACUUAUCUGCACUUUACUCUGGGUUAAGCUGGUUUUACAAUGUGCAGUUAUAGCAGCCCUUUAUAAUUAUUAUAAUUGUCACAUUAUAUAUAGAGAUGAGCCCAAAAACAUUUUAUCAGAAUAACAGUCUGUGCGAUAAGACUGUGUGUGUUCUUCAUGACAGGUUAUAUGAUGAAGAUCCUAGCGCUACGAUUUAAAAAUUACUAUGUUCUGAUAUACUGGGAUGCGCUGUGAUGCAGCACAGGUUAGAAGCUCUUUAACUGGAAAGCAAGAAAUAGUUUCAUGUUGUCUUAUUAAUAAAUAAACUGUGUAAUCCUAAGAAGUCCUCUUAUUGGCGGAUGUUAGGUGUGUCGUAGCAGGGCUCACACUGAGACUUUAAUCAAAACUUUGUUGUCAGCUGUCUUUGGUCCUAGUGAUGCUAAAUCUGCACCAGUGAGCAUGUCACAUUAUGCAUUGUAAGAGCACGGCUCUCUACUCCUGACCAAAGUUUCUCCUUUACAGUGUGCGAUGUGACAGCAAAACUGGGCUGAAAAUGGUACAGCGUAAAGCUGGAUUUACACUAAAUGGAGCUGAUCUACACUGAACAAUGUCACAUGUUAUGAAACUUCAGUGUUCACCUUUAUAAAACAGAAAUGCAAUAAACUUUUAUCAUAAA